AGAUCGCGCGCACACCCACGCCCACGCGAGUCUCCCGCAACAACAACGCGACGUACGUAGCAGCCUAGUAGGUGAUGGCGGCGACGAUGAGGGCGGCGGUGCUGGCCGUGGCGGCGGCGAUGUGCGCGCACGCGGUGGCGGCGCAGCGGUACAACGCGAUCUACAGCUUCGGCGACUCCAUCUCCGACACCGGCAACCUCUGCGUCGGCGGGUGCCCGUCGUGGCUCACCACCGGCCAGCCGCCCUACGGCAAGACCUUCUUCGGCCGCCCCACCGGCCGCUGCUCCGACGGCCGCGUCGUCGUCGACUUCCUCGCUGAGCACUUCGGGCUGCCGCUGCCGCCGGCGUCGAAGGCCGGCGGGGACUUCAAGAAGGGCGCGAACAUGGCGAUCAUCGGCGCCACCUCCAUGGACGCCGCCUUCUUCAAGUCCAUCGGCCUCAGCGACAAGAUUUGGAACAACGGGCCCCUCGACACCCAGAUCCAGUGGUUCCGUCAGCUCCUCCCCAACGUCUGCGGCCGAGACUGCAGGAGCUACCUGUCCAAGUCGCUGUUCGUCGUCGGCGAGUUCGGCGGCAACGACUACAACGCGCCGCUCUUCGCCGGCCGGUCCAUGUCGGAGGUCAGGGACUACGUCCCCCAGGUCGUCAGCAAGAUCAUCCGUGGCCUCGAGACUUUGGUUAGGAUGGGGGCGGUGGACGUGGUCGUGCCGGGGGUGCUCCCGAUCGGGUGCUUCCCGAUUUACCUGACGCUGUACGGCACGUCCAACGGCGCCGACUACGACCGCAACGGCUGCCUCAGGAGCUACAACAGCCUCUCCUCCUACCACAACACGCUGCUCAAGAGAAGCCUCUCCAACCUGCAGAAGACGUACCCACAUGCCAGGAUCAUGUACGCCGAUUUCUACUCGCAGGUCACUGCCAUGGUCCGGUCCCCUCAAAACUUCGGGCUGAAGUACGGGCUGACGGUGUGCUGCGGGGCGGGAGGGCAGGGGAAGUACAACUACAACAACAAGGCUCGGUGCGGCAUGGCAGGGUCCAGCGCCUGCUCCGACCCGGCCAACUACCUCAUCUGGGACGGCAUCCACCUCACCGAGGCGGCCUACCGCUCCAUCGCCGACGGCUGGCUCAACGGCCCCUACUGCAACCCUCCCAUCCUCCACUGAUCCAUCCAUGCAGAGAUGAGAAUAUGAGAUGACCAACAAGUAGUGUGUGUGUGUGUGUUUGGUUGAUAAUUUAGGUUGGUGUGUCGUUCAUACGUGCUAUUUGUUCAUGGGGUUUUAGGGCUUGGCUGUGAUUGGGGAAGGAUGGUUUAGGCCUGCCUGAUUAAUGUAUUAUUUAGUUGGGGUCAAAGCUGAUUGAUCCAAGUGAAUAAUGAUGCUCAAACAGAGUGUUCCAUUUACUAUGUUUCACCUGGUGUAGUGGUGUGUCCCUGACUCC
Molecule: messenger RNA, 1437 nt
Organism: Oryza brachyantha (malo sina)
Lineage: Eukaryota; Viridiplantae; Streptophyta; Magnoliopsida; Poales; Poaceae
Product: GDSL esterase/lipase At5g45910-like
Exons: 5
Coding region: 75-1163 (362 amino acids)
Molecular function (GO): hydrolase activity, acting on ester bonds
Source: RefSeq, a predicted model, not a curated record